AUUUAAUACUACUAAACCUUUGAAAGGUUUGGUUGGCCACCCAAAAUUCAUUCGUAGUCGCGUUUCCUCUGUUUCUUUACCUUUCACCGCCCCUGCUUCGAUGCUUCCUCACCAAGGGCCUUCUUGGACACGGUCAAUAUCAUCAUGGUCAUGUUGUACCUGCCAGAAACCAUCAACUAUAAAAACCCAUUUCAUUUAGCCUCUUCCAAAGCAUCUCAAUUCACAAACCAAACAUUUCCUCUUCUUUUCAACUUCCAAGACCUUUUUCCAUCAAACUUAACAAAACCAAGUAUAUUUCACUACAAAAACAUGAUUUCUCUUACAGCCUCAAGAGCUGGAUUAUUGAUCUCUGUAAUUGCAUCCCUUUUGCUGGUUGCUGCCUCUGCCGGGAAUUUCUACCAGGAUGUGGAUGUCUAUUUCGGAGGUCCACGGGCUCAGAUUCUUCAGGGCGGCCAGCUUCUCACUUUAUCUCUAGACCAAGCUUCAGGUUCCGGCUUCAAUUCCAAAAUGGAAUACAUGUUCGGGCGGUUUGAUAUGCAGCUCAAACUCAUCCCUGGCAACUCCGCCGGCACUGUCACCACAUUCUAUUUAACAUCUCAAGGAAAUGCCCAUGAUGAAAUCGAUUUCGAAUUCCUCGGAAACUCAUCAGGACAGCCUUACACAGUUCACACCAAUGUUUUUGGUCAGGGGAAAGGAGGCAAAGAGCAGCAAUUUCACCUCUGGUUUGAUCCCACAACAGCCUUCCACACUUACUCCAUUGUUUGGAACUCCCAAAGGAUCAUCUUCUUGGUGGACAACAAUCCGAUCAGAGUGUUCAACAAUGAUGAAUCAAAGGGAGUCCCUUUCCCUAAGAACCAGCCAAUGAGAGUUUACUGCAGCUUGUGGAAUGCUGAUGAUUGGGCUACACAGGGCGGCCGGGUUAAGACGGAUUGGUCUAAAGCACCAUUCUCUGUUUCUUACCGGAAUUUCAAUGCCAAUGGUUGUGUCAGGUCACCUGGAUCUUCAACCUGUGAUUCUACGAAUUCCGCAAACAAUGAUCAGGCAUGGCAGAAUCAGGGACUGGAUGCAAAAGCCCGGAACAGGAUGAAUUGGCUUCGACAGAGAUUCAUGGUCUACAACUAUUGUGCUGAUCGUUCCAGGUUCCCACAGGGCUUUCCUCCGGAAUGCAAAGGCCAGCAGUAG
Messenger RNA from Oldenlandia corymbosa var. corymbosa, 1182 nucleotides. NCBI's taxonomy places the organism in Eukaryota, Viridiplantae, Streptophyta, Magnoliopsida, Gentianales, Rubiaceae. The record is from the annotation of a GenBank genome assembly.